AUGAGAGCCCUCUUACAUACAAGACCAUCAUUCAUACAUCACACGCACUGUCUACGACCUCCGACUCCCCGCACCGUUCUCUCUCUUCCCUUCUCCACCAGGCCCUUCACAACCACAUCCCCAAUCCUCACAUCAGAUCUCUACUCCUCGCGCAGCAAUCCCCACCGAGCCUACUACCAGACCCACGGCCGCGCUCUGUUCAAAUGCCUCACCCUCGCAUUCCUGACCUACCAAGUCGUGUACUGGACAUGGCUCACGCUGGAGACGGAGGAGAUCAAAGACCAGAAGAAUCGAGAGAUCAAGGCGCUUGAGGGCGAGUUCCGGCUGUUGGAUGAGGGGAGGAGAAGUCAUCUGGCGGAGCGAAGGGAGGGUAAAGGGAUGGAGGAAGGGAUGGCAAAGAAGUGA
Molecule: messenger RNA, 405 nt
Organism: Endocarpon pusillum Z07020
Lineage: Eukaryota; Fungi; Ascomycota; Eurotiomycetes; Verrucariales; Verrucariaceae
Exons: 1
Coding region: 1-405 (134 amino acids)
Source: RefSeq, a predicted model, not a curated record